GUCUUGAAGAAGCUAGAGGAUUGCCUAGCGAAGAUUGAGACCAGCGAAGGGUUCAAGAAGAUGUUGGGCCUGCAGCCAUCUCAGUAUUUGGCAUCGUUGAAUGAGAGGCAAACUGCUGACCUUAUUUAUCGUGACAAUGCCCGGAUUAAGCACUCCCAGAGCAAGCGCCUGGAAUUGGAAAUCUCUGAUAAAUCUGAGCUAGUUCCAGCUCCGGUUUCUAUUGUUCAGCCUGCUCAUGAUCUAUCGCCAUUGAGCAAAGCUCUGAUUGAUCAUCUCCGGCGUGCUUCAGCAACCCCAGUGAACGGCAAGAAAAUUCUUUUUGGAGGAAAGAAGAGCUGGCUUGGAGACAUGUUGUCCAUGCUUCAGUCAUCCUUUGCGCAACCACCGCCCAGUCGGAAGCAGCUGGGUGCUCCUGCUCCUGAUGAUCCUGAUGGCAGCCGUGAACUUGGUAUCCAAGAGUUUUUGACAUCAGUGCAAGAUGAACCUUCAGUGUCACCAAUGGACAUUGGCGUUUCCAGUGUUGUUCCUUUUGAGAGAAGGAUCACCAAUCGGCCUGAUGAAUUGGGUGGUGGCAGUCUUCAAUACCUACUUGAGAAGGAUCUUAUUUUGCAAGCAGUGCAAGGCAAAUACCACUUGACCAACAAUGGUGCUGCUUUGAUCAAAGUGGGCCACAAAUGCUCUAGACUCGGCCCAAUCACAUCAUGGAUUCGUGAGGUUGGUGCCAUCAGUGAUUUGUCAACCUUUGAAAUGUUUCUUUUGCUCUUGCAGAAGGGGUGGGUUCUUGUGGAUGCGGAGACGAAGACCAAAUGCCAACCAUUCCGGAUGAAUGCAGAGAAAAACUUCUACAUCACUGGUGGGGCAAUGGGAAGAUCAUAUUUCAUAGUCCUGUUGAGGCACGAGGAACUGCUGGGAGAGCAUUUGCCAAAAAUCUUUCACAUGCAGCCUGUGGCUUACUAUGAUGCCAUUCUUGCCUGUGCUGCUGCUGGACAACGAAGCUUGUUGUCCCGAAUA
Molecule: messenger RNA, 1011 nt
Organism: Durusdinium trenchii
Lineage: Eukaryota; Dinophyceae; Suessiales; Symbiodiniaceae
Source: the annotation of a GenBank genome assembly